AACCAGCCGCGCUUGGCUCAAAAUAAAAACGAACGCCUCCUCUUCUCGCCAGCCCCUCUCUCUAGUCUCUACUAUUCAGCCAGACCAUCCACAACUCUCACUAUUUCCCUGCAGAACUCCUCCUUUCCUGAGAGAGAAAGAACGAGAUAUUUUUUAGAGAGAGAAAGUAAUGGAUGCGUACGCGCUGCAUCUAGCGAUGGCGGCUCUAGUAGGAGCAUCAUUUGUGGCAGUAUCCGCUUAUUAUAUGCACCGCAAAACCCUAACUCAACUCCUCGAGUUCGCCAAGACGGUAGAGAGAGAACGAGAAAGAGACGACAACUCCGACGGCGGAGGAUCGUCGCCGCAGAAUUUGAAAAAGCGUAGGAGUCACGGACGGAGGAAAGGGAGUAACGGUCACUACGACACCCGUGGCUCAGCUUCGUUACCGGAUGUGACGGCAAUUUCUGGUGGUGGAAUUGAUGGAGAGGAGAAACGUAACGGUCAGGUGCUUUAUGUCGAAGGGAUUCCGGCUGGAUUGCCUAGGCUUCAUACUUUGCUUGAAGGGAAAUCUGCUGGACAUGUCAAGAGACUUGGAAGUUUUAUCAGACCAACUUCUCCAAAGUCUCCUGGUGCCAGUGCGAGUGCCUUUGACAGCGUGGAAGGAUCAGAUGAUGGAGAUAAUAUGACUGGCAAUUCUAAACUAGACACUACAUAUCUGCAUAUCAAUGGAAAUGCUGAUAUAAAGGAUGUUUUACCACAACACAUUAAUGCAAAUGGAGACCAAAUGCCUAUACCUGCUUCAAGCAUGAUUCGAUCCCAUAGCGUGUCUGGUGACCUGCAUGGUGUUCAGCCAGAUCCUUUUGCAGCUGAUAUUCUAAGGAAAGAGCCAGAACAAGAAACUUUUGCUCGACUUAAAAUUUCUCCUAUGGCAGAGGUGCCAUCACCAGAUGAAGUGGAUUCCUAUAUAGUUCUUCAAGAAUGCCUUGAAAUGCGAAAAAGAUAUGUAUUCAAGGAAGCUAUUGCUCCAUGGGAGAAAGAAAUUAUUUCUGACCCUAGUACACCAAAGCCUAAUCCUGACCCGUUCUCCUAUACCCCAGAGGGAAAAUCUGAUCAUUAUUUUGAGAUGCAAGAUGGGGUCAUCCAUGUCUAUCCAAAUAAAGAUUCUAAGGAAGAACUUUUUCCUGUUGCUGAUGCAACAAUGUUUUUCACUGAUUUGCAUCACAUACUUCGAGUUAUUGCGAUUGGAAAUAUCAGGACUCUAUGUCAUCAUCGGCUGAAUCUCCUAGAACAAAAAUUCAACCUUCAUCUGAUGCUUAAUGCGGAUAGAGAGUUUCUCGCUCAGAAAAGUGCUCCACAUCGUGACUUCUAUAAUGUCAGGAAAGUUGAUACACAUGUUCAUCAUUCUGCGUGCAUGAACCAGAAACAUCUUUUAAGGUUUAUAAAGUCAAAAUUGAGGAAAGAGCCUGACGAGGUUGUGAUUUUUCGAGAUGGAACAUACUUGACAUUGAAAGAAGUGUUUGAGAGUUUGGAUUUGACUGGGCAAGGAACUUUUAUUGCUGUUCUCAUUUUUAUAUUGUUGUAUAGAGAAUGGUGGUAUCUUAUCGACAUUUGUUUGCACAGGUAUGAUCUCAAUGUUGACCUUUUAGAUGUUCACGCGGACAAGAGCACGUUUCAUCGCUUUGAUAAGUUCAACCUGAAGUACAAUCCUUGUGGUCAGAGUAGGCUCAGGGAGAUUUUCCUUAAACAAGAUAACCUUAUCCAAGGCCGUUUCCUUGGUGAACUGACAAAACAAGUCUUUUCUGAUCUUGUUGCUAGUAAAUAUCAGAUGGCUGAAUAUAGAAUAUCAAUAUAUGGUAGAAAGCAAAGUGAAUGGGACCAAUUGGCUAGUUGGAUAGUGAAUAAUGAAUUGUACAGCGAAAAUGUUGUUUGGUUAAUCCAGCUUCCAAGACUGUAUAAUAUCUACAAGGAAAUGGGGAUUGUGACAUCAUUUCAGAAUAUUCUUGAUAAUAUCUUUAUGCCGCUUUUCGAGGUUACAGUUGAUCCAGAUUCGCAUCCUCAGCUGCAUGUUUUCUUAAAACAGGUUGUUGGGUUGGACUUGGUUGAUGAUGAAAGCAAACCUGAAAGACGCCCGACGAAGCACAUGCCUACACCAGCGCAAUGGACCAAUGUGUUCAAUCCUGCGUUUUCAUAUUAUGUUUAUUACUGUUAUGCCAACCUCUACACAUUAAACAAGCUUCGUGAGUCAAAGGGCAUGACAACUAUCAAAUUCCGUCCCCAUUCUGGAGAGGCUGGUGAUAUUGAUCAUCUUGCUGCCACAUUUCUUACAUGUCAUAAUAUCGCCCAUGGGAUCAAUUUGAGGAAAUCUCCAGUACUUCAAUAUUUGUAUUAUCUGGCACAGAUUGGCUUGGCUAUGUCUCCUCUGAGCAACAAUUCCUUAUUUUUAGACUACCAUAGGAACCCUUUCCCUAUGUUUUUCUUAAGGGGUCUCAAUGUUUCCCUUUCAACCGAUGAUCCGCUCCAAAUCCAUUUAACAAAAGAGCCCUUGGUGGAAGAAUAUAGCAUAGCUGCUUCUGUGUGGAAGUUGAGUUCAUGCGAUCUGUGUGAGAUUGCCCGAAAUUCAGUCUACCAAUCAGGUUUCUCGCAUGCUUUGAAGUCGCACUGGAUUGGUAAAGAGUACUACAAGAGAGGACCAGAUGGAAAUGAUAUUCACAAGACAAAUGUGCCUCAUAUCCGGGUGGAAUUUCGAGACACGAUAUGGAGAGAUGAGAUGCGGCAGGUUUAUCUUGGCAAGGCCAUUAUCCCCAAAGAAGUGGACAAGUAAAUAGUGGAGAGCUGCCUUAGCCCAUUCUUACGUGCUUGCUUACUUAAAUUACAAAGUGGGUCAACAGAAUUCUGCUUGCUCAUUAAACAUGAGAUAAGCUGUAUACUAUGAUCGUUGCAUUUGAGAUGAUCAUUCACAGCCUCCAUAAAAAAAAGGGAAUGGCUUUGUGCAGAGCAACGAAGCUAACAGAUGCUUACAAGGUUUGAGAACGAGGGCUAUGCAAAUGAUGCAGUUGUUGACUUGGUGGUCUGCUGUUAUCAAUAAGAUGCCAAUCUUGAGCCAAAACAAAUAUAUUAGGUAGAGGUUUAAGAAUAAAAUUAUGAGGCAUAGUAAGAGUUUUGUAUGGUUCACUCGUUGCAAUGUCAGAUGAUAGUGUAGCCAAUAGCAAGAAGGAAAAGGAUAGUCUCUUGCUUUAAUUUUGUUUCUAGAUGAAUGCCCCCUCAAAUUUUGGUUGAGUUUCAUGCCAUGCAGAUGCUUAUCAUGAAUUUGCCCAGCGGCGUGUAACCCAAAAUUCUCUGGUAAGUUAAGUUCUCUUUUUUCACCGGGUAUAA
Messenger RNA from Populus nigra (black poplar), 3351 nucleotides. Its product is annotated as AMP deaminase-like. Gene Ontology annotation, molecular function: AMP deaminase activity. The coding region runs from base 170 to 2800 and encodes 876 amino acids. Gene Ontology annotation, biological process: AMP metabolic process; IMP salvage. Lineage: Eukaryota; Viridiplantae; Streptophyta; Magnoliopsida; Malpighiales; Salicaceae. The transcript has 19 exons. The record is from RefSeq and is a predicted model, not a curated record. Gene Ontology annotation, cellular component: cytosol.